This is a messenger RNA of Lontra canadensis (Northern American river otter), 2484 nucleotides long. RefSeq names its product plasminogen (gene PLG). The record is from RefSeq and is a predicted model, not a curated record. Gene Ontology annotation, cellular component: extrinsic component of plasma membrane. The transcript is spliced from 17 exons. Gene Ontology annotation, biological process: proteolysis. Bases 104 to 2230 code for a protein of 708 amino acids. Gene Ontology annotation, molecular function: serine-type endopeptidase activity; signaling receptor binding. Lineage: Eukaryota; Metazoa; Chordata; Mammalia; Carnivora; Mustelidae.
CCCUGUGAUUAUCUUAUUUGUGGAUGUGUUUUCUCUCAGGUAAGUCAAUAACAUCUCGGGACUGGGACGUUGAGUUUUCUGGGCACCGCUGGCUAGUCCCAAAAUGGAACAUAAGGAAGUGCUGCUUCUACUUCUUUUAUUUCUGAAAUCAGGUCGCGGAGACCCCCUGGAUGACUACGUGAACACGCAGGGGGCGUCCGUGCUCAGCUUCACGAAGAAGCAGCUGUGGGCGGGAAGCAUACAGGACUGUGCGGCGAAGUGUGAGGAGGAGACCGAGUUCAUUUGCAGGUCAUUCCAGUAUCACAGCAAAGAGCAACAGUGUGUGAUCAUGGCUGAAAACAGCAAGUCGUCUGCAAUCUUAAGGAUGAGAGAUGUGGUUUUAUUCGAAAAGAAAAUCUAUCUUUCAGAGUGCAAGACUGGAAAUGGGAAGACCUACAGGGGGACGAUGUCCAAAACGAAGGAUGGCGUUACCUGUCAAAAAUGGAGUGACGAUUCUCCACACAAACCAAACUUUACGCCCCAGAAGUACCCCACGGAGGGGCUGGAGGAGAACUACUGCAGGAACCCCGACAACGACGAGAAGGGGCCCUGGUGCUACACCACAGACCCAGACAAGAGGUUCGACUACUGCAACAUUCCAGAGUGUGAAGAGGAGUGCAUGCAUUGCAGUGGGGAAAAUUACGAGGGCAAGAUUUCCAAGACCAUGUCUGGACUCAAGUGCCAAGCCUGGAACUCCCAAACCCCCCAUGCUCAUGGAUAUAUUCCUUCCAAAUUUCCGAACAAGAACUUGAAGAUGAAUUACUGCCGCAACCCUGAUGGGGAGCCCCGCCCGUGGUGUUUCACCACGGAUCCCAACAAACGCUGGGAGUUCUGUGACAUCCCGCGCUGCACGACACCGCCACCCUCCUCUGGCCCAACAUAUCAGUGUCUGAAGGGCAGAGGGGAGAGCUACCGGGGGACGGUGUCCGUCACUGUAUCUGGACAUACAUGUCAGCGCUGGAGUGAACAGACCCCUCACAAGCACAACAGGACCCCGGAAAACUUCCCUUGCAAUGGCUUGACCAUGAACUACUGCAGAAAUCCAGACGGUGACAAAAGCCCCUGGUGUUACACCACUGACCCAUCUGUCCGCUGGGAGUUCUGUAACUUGAAAAAGUGCUUAGACACAGAAGAGAGUGACACCAACUCCCCGACGGUGCCCCAAGCUCCGAGUGGAAAUGACCCUUCUGAGUCAGACUGCAUGUUUGGAAACGGCAAAGGGUACCGGGGCAAGAAGGCUACCACGGUUCUGGACGUCCCCUGCCAGGAGUGGGCUGCCCAGGAGCCCCACAGACACAAUAUUUUCACUCCGGAAACAAACCCACGGGCAGGUCUGGAGAAAAAUUACUGCCGUAAUCCUGAUGGUGAUGUCAAUGGUCCUUGGUGCUACACGAUGAAUCCGAGCAAGCUUUUUGACUACUGUGAUAUCCCUCAGUGUGCAUCUGGUUCAUUCGAUUGCGGGAAGCCCCAGGUGGAGCCAAAGAAAUGUCCUGGAAGGGUUGUCGGUGGGUGCGUGGCCAACCCACAUUCCUGGCCCUGGCAAAUCAGCCUUAGAACAAGAUUUGGAAAGCACUUCUGUGGAGGGACUUUAAUAUCCCCAGAGUGGGUGCUGACGGCUGCCCACUGCCUGGAGAGAUCCUCAAGGCCUGCCUCAUACAAGAUCAUCCUGGGCGCACACCGAGAACUCAAUCUCGAAUCAGACGUGCAGGAGAUAGAGGCAUCCAAGCUGUUCCUGGAGCCCACGCGUGCGGACAUCGCCUUGAUAAAGCUGAGCAGCCCCGCCGUCAUCACCUCAAAGGUGAUCCCAGCUUGUCUGCCAUCUGCCAAUUACGUGGUUGCCGACCGGACGUUGUGCUACAUCACUGGCUGGGGAGAAACCCAAGGCACCUUUGGCGCGGGGCUCCUCAAGGAAGCGCAGCUGCCUGUGAUUGAGAACAAGGUGUGCAAUCGCUAUGAGUAUCUGAACGGAAGAGUCAAAUCGACAGAGCUCUGUGCUGGGAAUCUGGCUGGAGGCACCGACAGUUGUCAGGGUGACAGUGGAGGGCCUCUGGUUUGCUUUGAGAAGGACAAGUACAUUUUACAAGGAGUCACUUCGUGGGGUCUUGGCUGUGCCCGCCCCAAUAAGCCUGGUGUCUAUGUUCGUGUGUCAAGGUUUGUUACUUGGAUUGAAGGAAUAAUGAGAAAUAAUUAAGUGAAUGGGAGACAGAGUGAUUCCCUGACAUAUCUAGAAGCUGGAACACGGGUAGGGAAGUCGGCAUGCUCAGAAAUCAUUGACCGUAAUCAAACUAAGACACUGUACUUGGGCCAUCCACUGCCAAACCUCAAGGUAUUUUAGUAUUGUUGUGGAUAAGUUUUCCCCGCCCGUGGACUGUUGCAUCCUGUAAUAAUAAAGUAACACAUCUAUAACAUUUGUUGAAAAUAAACUCUGUCCUUCCUUUGAUUUAA